AUGGCCCUGGACGAAACCAACUCACUGUCUCGGCUCUUUGAACAAUUUCCUGGCUAUGAAAAGUUUACCUCGCACAUCACAAGUGUCACAUCAUCCUUCGUUCUCCCAUUCUUGUACAUUACCGACCGCCGCAAUCCGCGCAUCACAGCCUCACUGCUCAAUCAGAUCUAUCGCAAUAGUGGAGACUAUUCUCUUACACAUUUUGCGCACAUAAACGCGACCGCUUGUUUUACAGCGCGGUUGUUGUAUGAUACCGUACUUAACGCACUCGCAGGAUGGGAAGUGACCUGGGAGAAUGGAUGUCAAAAUUGGCCUGGUGAGGAUGGGAAAAGGUACAACGACAAUAUUGAUAGCUUUUUACAUGGGCUGCGGAAUCUACACAACAAAUCCUGGGAAGGAAAGGGUAAAGGAAAGGAUAGAACUGUAGAUGAGGAACCGAAGAUGGUGCUCCUUAUCGAGAGAGCUGAAAGACUGAAGGACAACCUCCCGGACCUUAUCGUUCCUCUCACACGUCUCGCAGAAUUGUCACAGGUAAAAAUUACGACUAUUUUCCUGUCCUCUGUGCGAUGGGAGGAUAUCAAGCCACCUCUUGGCGCAUCCCCAGAUCCCUACUUCAUCGAUAUUGGCCCUCCAAGCAAGCAAGAUACAAUUGACAGCCUUCUUGUUGGGUUUCGUUUUACGUCCACAACACAGGCACGUAUGAACACGCAGGAUAUGACAUACCAUCCAUCGCUGCUACCGUUGUACGAACAAUAUGUGGAACACGUUUACAAUGUUUGCUCUCUCUACACAACUGAUAUCCGGGAACUGCAGUAUAUUGCCGCUGCACGAUGGCCUGGGUUUGUUAAGCCUGUGUUGCAGGAGCAAAGCGAGGCUAGUGGAGGUGGUGAACCAGACCCAGACGGAGCACGCAAUGAACUGACACUCCCUGCUUCCGACGGCCGUAUGAGAUUGCUCAAGUUCUUCACUCCUUCUCUGACGGCGGCACUCGAUGUACUCUAUCCACGCUUGACCAAUGCUACGGAUUGGGCGGUAAUCAAUGACCCUGACAUGCAAGCAUCAGAGGAGGCACAACGUCAAACAAACACGGAAGGGAGCAUCGUUGUUGACCACUUACCACGGAUGUCCAAGUUCAUCUUACUCGCGGCGUUCCUGGCCUCGACGAAUCCUGCCAAGAGUGACGUGCGAAUGUUUGGUCGCGGAGCAGAUAAGCAAAAACGGCGACGUCGGAAAUCUGUGUCGCCAAAAAAGGUCGGGGCGCAGACAACUGUUGCAAAGGUCACACAAAGACUACUUGGCCCUGUAGUAUUCCCACUGGAUAGACUUCUCGCAAUUCUUGGCGCUCUCUUGGAGGAGAAUGAUAUCGAGAACCGGCCUCACGAACCUUGCUUUGAACUUCCAGGGGAGCACACCGACACAGAAUUGGGGCGAGUGCAUAUUUACGCCGCUAUCACUGAGCUUACGUCCAUGCGUGCACUACAUCGCACAACUGCAUUUGAGAAACUAGAGGGACCGCCUAUGUAUAAAUGCGGGAUCUCAUUUGGGGUAGCAGGGGCACUUGCCAAGGACUUGCAGGAGCUCGUCUCUGGAUCUCCGGGAUUCCCUUUGCAAUUACUCGACCCAAAGCCGCUCGAGAGCUCCGCCGACCUCGAGGGUAAGGCUACUGAUAAACAGAUUGACGACCAUGUGCAACCCUCAGCUCGACUGUCAGCUUUUGCACCCACAGCUCGGAGUUCCAUCGAUGAUAGUGCGGAAUUUGACGACCCGAACCUCGACCCUUCACAUGGCCCAGAAUUUGACGAUGAGUCACCCUAUCCAGAGGUUCGGUCCGCUGUCGCAAACACAGAUGACCCGUCCAUACAUGUGACAACGCUUCGUACAUGGGUUUUAGGCUUGGCCUGGGCAAUUGUCAUGCCUGGUGUCAACCAGUUUUUCUUCUUCCGCUAUCCCAGCGUGCCCAUCACCGGCAUAGUCGCUCAGCUACUCUCGUUUCCAAUAGGCCGCUUCUGUGCUGCUUAUCUUCCUCGAAAAAAAAUCUUUGGAAUUUCACUAAAUCCUGGUCCCUUCACUAUCAAGGAGCAUGUGCUCAUAACAAUUAUGGCUUCGGUAGGCGCAACAUCUGCUUAUGCAACAGACAUUAUCGCUGUGCAAAGAGUUUUCUAUAACCAGAAAUUCAGUUUCAGUUAUCAGUGGUUUUUGGUGAUAUCAUCACAACUAAUUGGCUUCUCCACCGGGGGUGUCACACGACGGUUUCUUGUGUCGCCUCCAAGCAUGAUCUGGCCCGCGACUCUCGUCAGCUGCGCACUUUUCAACACUCUCCACUCCGAGCAGUAUACGGGUAUUGGGCGAUUGGGUGGCUUAAGCCGAGAGCGCUUCUUCGUCUAUGUUUUCACAGGCGCAUUCUUGUGGUACUUUAUCCCUGGUUAUUUGUUCCUGGCCCUUUCGUGGUUUUCUUGGGUAACAUGGAUUUGGCCUCACGACCCUGUUGUUUCACAGCUCUUUGGCUACGUCCACGGUAUGGGAAUGUCCGUGGUAACAUUUGACUGGGCCCAAAUUGCAUACAAUGGGUCACCACUAGCCAUGCCUUGGUGGGCAACGGCGAACGUUAUUACUGGCUUUGUAAUUUUCUAUUGGAUAGUGACACCCAUAUUAUAUUUUAAAAACACCUGGUAUUCUCUAUACAUGCCUAUCUCGUCAAGGACCUCCUUCGACAACACACAGAAAACAUACAAUGUCACCCGGAUAUUGACUUCAGAGGGCACUUUCAACGUGACAGCGUACAAGGAGUACAGCCCGAUAUUUAUUCCCACAGCGUUUGUGAUGUCUUACGGUCUCUCGUUUGCCUCCAUCACUGGUGUCGUCAGCAUCGAGAUUUGGCCUACCGAGAUGCCAGUUUGGGCUUUUGUCAUGGCGCUCUUGAUCGCAUUUACCUAUGUGAUUCCAUGCGGAAUGAUACAGGCAAUCACCAAUCAACAAAUUGGGUUAAACGUAAUCACAGAGCUGAUCAUCGGGCAAUUUGCUAUCCAGAUAUGCACUACCCGGCAAACCGGUGGCAAUGAUGCUGUUCAAGACCUUCGGCUAUAUCCCUUGACAUUUACGUCCGACUUUAAACUUGGUCACUACAUGAAGAUUCCUCCUCGAAAAAUGUUCUGGUGCCAGAUUGUGGCCACGUUAUUUGCUGGAACCUCGCAAUUGGGCGUUCAGUCGUGGAUGUUCGCUAACAUACCAGAUAUAUGUAGUACCACUCAAAAAGACGGUUUCACCUGUCCUGACACGGAGGUAUUUGGCACUGCAUCCAUCAUCUGGGGUGUGAUCGGCCCAGAACAUUUGUUUAGUUCUGGGCAAUUAUAUCACCCGCUAAUAUUUAACGGCACCUACAAAAUUCCCCCUGCUUCUGCGCUCAAUUAUGUACCGUGGGCGCUUGUAGGUUUCUUCUUUGAGCGCAAUUUUGCAUGGUGGACAAAAUACAAUUAUGUGUUAUCGGCGGCGCUAGAUGCUGGACUAGCUGUUUCUGUAAUCUUCAUAUAUUUCGUAUUGCAAUACCCGGCAAAUGGGUCGAUUGGGGAGAGCUUGCAACAUUGGUGGGGCAACACGGUAUAUAAUACAACUGCUGAUGGCAUGGGCACUCCGGUUCUCCAGCUACAGGGUUCAGAGACAUUCGGUCCUAGUAUAGGAUCUUGGUAG
Molecule: messenger RNA, 3684 nt
Organism: Suillus bovinus
Lineage: Eukaryota; Fungi; Basidiomycota; Agaricomycetes; Boletales; Suillaceae
Product: OPT oligopeptide transporter protein-domain-containing protein
Exons: 39
Coding region: 1-3684 (1227 amino acids)
Biological process (GO): transmembrane transport
Molecular function (GO): oligopeptide transmembrane transporter activity
Source: RefSeq, a predicted model, not a curated record